GGUGUAUAAAUAAGUUUCACGAUCUGGUUGUUGAAACGUGAGGUUACAAUAAUUCAAACGGUCAGUUGCUUAAUAUUUUGUAAAAUAUAUCGACAUAACGGUAUGGAAGAUUCUUAUCUGGCGCCUUCUCAAAGGCGGGGCAAAGUGACGAUAGUGAGAUGCGACAUGUCCAACGUUCCCGACGUGUACAACAUGGAUCACUGUAACCGUGGUGUCGCUGUCGUCAUCAACAACAGAGACUUCACCACCCUGGGGGUGGGAUGUCGAGGAGGUACAGACCAGGAUGGGAGGGAGGUGGCAGAACGCUGGGAGGAGCUGGGGUUUGAUGUGAGGAUGUAUAUCAAUCAGACCAAGAAACAGAUGCAGGAGGUGAUGACUCAAGCAUCUAAAGACGACCACAGUGACAGCGACUGCUUCGUGUGCGUGAUUCUGUCUCACGGGGAGGAGGACAAGAUCUACGGCACGGAUGGUCCAGUGGAGGUCACCAGACUCUUGGACCCAUUCAAAGGUCACCGUUGUCCAACGCUGACUGGUAAACCAAAACUAUUCUUCAUCCAGGCAUGCAGAGGAAAGGCGACUGACUUUGGAGCCGACGUCACUGACGCCGUGAACAUGGUUGGUGGGGACGAGGACGACGAUGGAGAUGACACGGAGGAGCCGGUGACGUACAGGAUCCCAACAGAGGCAGACUUCCUCAUCGCGUACUCCGUUGUUUCAGGGUACUACUCGUGGCGUGACAACAUACAGGGUUCGGUGUUCAUACAGGCGCUGUGUGAAGUUCUGAAGGAACAUGGCGCAAGACUUGACCUCAUGACCUUGAUGACAAGAGUCAACAAGAUGGUGGCAUACGGAUUCGAAGUUCAAGAGAUACGAGAUGUUAAAAGACCGUAUGUUUACAAGAUGAAACAGAUACCUAGUGUGGUGUCCAUGCUGACCAAGGACGUAUACUUCCGCCCUAAAGAGUAGCAUUUAUUGUAUAUGUAUUGGGUAUAAAUGACUUCUACGCUUGAUUUAGAAAGGCAAAGGGCAAAGGCACGCACACACGCACGCACGCACGCACGCACACACACACUUUUUUGGUUAUUUUAAAGUACAGAAGCUUUCACCGGAAACACAUCGGCUCCCACUCCGAUCAAUCCAGGGGACACAGGAGGCCAAACGGUCUGAAGACUUUCGAAAUAUGUAGUACCCAUGCCCUUGUGAAAUCAUCUAUCAAAGACGGGUUUCGUCCCUUGGAUAAAAUUAACUUUCUCUCUCACGUUUUGUUUCAUGAAUGCGUUACAGGACAAACGUGUCCUUUGAUGUGUGUGUCUUUAAAGCGUCUUUAGAAAACACGAUGUGUCUGAGAAGUAAAUGAGAAUUAUGACGUGGUUUGAUAUUUCAUACUAGUAACUUCAAAUAUUUAAUGGAGACUGUGUUCCCGGUCAGGAGCCAAGACGAUGUGAUCAUUUGUGUGUUGUUUA
Messenger RNA from Haliotis rubra (blacklip abalone), 1463 nucleotides. RefSeq names its product caspase-3-like. The transcript is spliced from 6 exons. The record is from RefSeq and is a predicted model, not a curated record. Gene Ontology annotation, cellular component: cytoplasm. Gene Ontology annotation, biological process: proteolysis; apoptotic process. The coding region runs from base 103 to 966 and encodes 287 amino acids. Lineage: Eukaryota; Metazoa; Mollusca; Gastropoda; Lepetellida; Haliotidae.